AUGGGCUACUCCAUGGAGACGGCUCUUCAUGCGACCGUGUCGUUUAUUGAGGGGCAGCUGGAGAGGGGCGGCUAUGCGGUGGGCACCUUCCUAGAUAUAAAGGGUGCUUUUCACAACACCCCGCACCAGGUGGUGUGUGAAGAAGCGUUGCACAGGAGUGUGCUGGAGAAACUUGGCUACGCUGAUGACGUGGUUAUGAUGGUGCGAAGACCCUUUCUUGGGCUUUUCUUGACACUCAUGCAGAAUGCACUAGGAACAGUAGAGCGGUGGUGUAGGGGGACCGGUUUGUUAGUAAAUCCGCUAAAAACGGGGCUCAUUGUUUUCACUUGCAAAUAUAAAGUGGGCACUAUAAAAGGGCCCAUCUUUGAAGGUACAAGACUAGCCCCAGCUAAAUCAGUGAAAUAUCUGGGAGUGAUCCUAGAUAAGAAGCUGUCCUGGAGGGAGCAUCUUGAAAGCCGCUGUAAGACAGUUGUGUGGUGGCCUAGAGCGCGGAAGAAAGUGGCGGUGGUAGCUCUCAAGCACGUCAGGGCUCUGAUUUUAAGAGGGGUUCUGGGUGCAAUGCGAACCACCCCAGUAGCAGCCAUGGACAUUUUGCUCGGGAUUGAACCACUUUACCAGGUGGUGGUGGGGACGGCGACGAUCGCUGCACACCGACUAGCCUGUGAAUUGAAGUGGAAGGAGGAAACUGCGCACACUAGGUUCCCCAGUGGCGUGUUGACCAACUCCAUCUUUGGAAUGAGGCAAGAUAGGAUGCCAGCAGUUUGGGCCCUGGACAGGCACUUUAAAGUGCAUGUCACAGGGCUCGUGGACUGGAAAGAACCCGGGACACUGGUUCAGGCCUGGGACGGAAACGUCUGGUUUACAGAUGGUUACAAGACGGGUACGAGCUCUGACGCGGGCAUCGUUUGCCGGCAAAGGAGGGUGGCGGAAAGCCUGCCCCUGGAUGGGUACGCCAGAGUUUUCCAGACGGAGAUCGUGGCGAUCCUAAGAUGUGACCAACUGGCCCUGGAAGGAAAGGAGACAGGUGGGCGCGUGAGAAUAUGCUCGAACAGCCAAACUGCUAUUAAGGCACUUGAGGCUCCGAUUUGUACCUCGCGGCUGGUCUGGGACUGCAGGAAUUUACUGGAGAAGCUAGCGAGGGAUAAAGAAGUUAUCGUGACCUGGGUUCCCGGUUACUCGGGGAUUGAGGGCAAUGAGGAGGCCGAUCGGCUCGCCAGGGCCGCAUCAAGAAUGGAGGUGUUCGGGCCGGGCCCGGUGCUGGGGGUCCCCUUCUGUCGAGGACCAAGUGUCGACAGGCCGGGGCCUGUACUGGGGGAAACAUCUAGUGAGGGCCUGGUCAGGGACAUAAGGUCCUUGAGCAGAAGAGACGCCAGGCCAGUAGUGCAAAUAAUGACUGGCCAUGGAGCCCUCAAUUACCACAUGCACAGGCUGGGCCAAUCUGAUACGGCUGGGUAUAGGGCUUGUGGGGAGGAAGAGGAGACAAGUCUCCAUAUUUUUGGUGAUUGUCCGGCCUACGCGGGGCUGAGACUAAAACUGCUAGGCUCGGCAUUUCCCGAUCCAGGGCAGAUCAGCAAGCUACCUAUGAAAGAUCUGAGUCUCUUUUGGAGGGAAUCGGAGCUCCCGUAA
This is a messenger RNA of Solenopsis invicta (red fire ant), 1626 nucleotides long. RefSeq lists its product as uncharacterized. The transcript has 4 exons. Lineage: Eukaryota; Metazoa; Arthropoda; Insecta; Hymenoptera; Formicidae. Gene Ontology annotation, molecular function: nucleic acid binding; RNA-DNA hybrid ribonuclease activity. The coding region runs from base 1 to 1626 and encodes 541 amino acids. The record is from RefSeq and is a predicted model, not a curated record.